AUGCCAUCACUUUGGACGUACUGCUACCUGAAGGUCGUGGCAACCCUUUUGCGAACUGUGGUCGCUUUGGAGGGAUUCUUUGCAAAUCCACCCAAGCCCCGACCGACGGCCAUUCGACACAUCGCAUCGCGCGACGCGGGGCGGACCAUCAAAAUUCACGUGUAUCGUCCAAGUCAGGCGACAACGGGCCCCAGCCCUGUACUGAUCAACUUUCACGGCAGUGGAUUCUUACUGCCGAUGCAUGGCGGCGAUGAGGAAUUCUGUCAACUCGUUCGCCAGCAGACGCAGUACACCGUUCUGGAUGUGCGGUACCGCCUGGCCCCCGAGCACCCCUUCCCGGCGGCGCUGAAUGACGUCGAGGAUGCCAUCAACUAUGUGCUCGGACAGGAAGAUGAGUUCGAUCGAUCGCACAUUGCUCUCUCGGGCUUUAGUGCGGGGGGAAACCUGGCGCUGGCGGCCGCGGCGGUUCUCUUCCCCCCCAACACCUUCCGUGCUCUGUUGGCGUACUACCCAGUGCUUGACAUGGCCACCGAUGCAGCUCGCAAGGUGCCUCCAAACCUAGGUGGGAAGAGACCGGCGAUUCCCGUGCCCGUGUCUCGUUUCUUCAACCGCUGCUAUGUGCUCCCGGGUGUUGAUAAACGAGAUCCUCGGAUCUCGCCCAAAUACGCUGCUCUGGAUCGAUUCCCAACCCGCAUGUUGAUUAUCACGGCGGCGGCCGACUCGUUAGCUCUCGAAGCCGAGGAAAUAGCUCAGAAAAUUCAGGCGCUGCCAGAUCGAUAUGUGGUCAGUGAACGCAUGGCGGGAUGCAUCCACGCCUGGGACAAGCGUACGAAACCAAGAACUCCGGAGCGGGAGGCCCGCGAUCGGGCCUACGCCUUGGCCGUGGAUGUCUUGAACGAGGUUUGA
This is a messenger RNA of Penicillium oxalicum, 906 nucleotides long. RefSeq names its product putative esterase/lipase. The transcript has a single exon. The record is from RefSeq and is a predicted model, not a curated record. Gene Ontology annotation, molecular function: hydrolase activity. NCBI's taxonomy places the organism in Eukaryota, Fungi, Ascomycota, Eurotiomycetes, Eurotiales, Aspergillaceae. Bases 1 to 906 code for a protein of 301 amino acids.